GGGACGGGAGGAGGCGGGGCGAUGAUCAGUGGACAGACGGUGAGCUGAGGAGCCAGAGUCAGUUGAUGUCCCGUCACAACAUCCAGGUGAACGUCACCGGCAGACAGGAUGAUUCGGCCGCUGCUGAUGUGUUUCGUGCUCUGUGUCGUCUACGGCAGCAGUAAACCAACAGAGAAGAAGAGUCGCGUUCAUCAUGAAGAACCUCUCAGCCACCUUGAACACGAUGACGCUAAGAACUAUGACUACGACCACGAGGCCUUUCUGGGCCAAGACGAGGCCAAGACCUUCGACAACCUGCCGCCAGAGGAGAGCCGACGGAGGCUGGGCAUCAUCGUGGAUAAGAUGGACAGUAACAAGGAUGGGUUUAUCUCUGAGGAGGAGCUGAAGGUUUGGAUCAAGAACGCUCAGAAGAAGCACAUCUAUGACAGCGUGGAGCAUCAGUGGAAAGACUUCGAUUUGAACAACGAUGGCCAGAUCAGCUGGGAGGAGUACAAGAACGUCACAUAUGGGAGUUACCUGGACGACCCACAGGCGGACACAGAGUAUGACUACAGUCACAUGAUGGCGAGGGACGAGAGGCGCUUCAAGGUGGCAGACAGGAACGGAGAUCUGAUCGCAGACAAACAAGAGUUCACCGCCUUCCUCCAUCCUGAAGACCACGAACACAUGAAGGACAUCGUGGUGCAGGAAACAAUUGAAGACAUUGAUAAGAACGGUGACGGCUUCAUCGACCUGAAGGAGUACAUCGGUGACAUGUACACCUCUGAGGAGAACCAAGAAGAACCAGAGUGGGUGGCAUCAGAACGGCAGCAGUUCUCAGAGUUCAGAGACAAGAACAACGACGGGAAGAUGGACAGAGAGGAAACGCUGGACUGGAUCCUGCCGGCCGACUACGACCACACCGAGGCCGAGGCCAAACACCUGCUGCACGAGUCCGACGCAAACAAGGACGGGAAGCUCACCAAGAAGGAAAUCCUCGACAAAUACGACGUGUUCGUUGGAAGUCAGGUGACGGACUUCGGGGAGGCUUUACUGCGACACGACGAGUUCUAGACACGUAGCAGAUAUUAGAUAGAAAACUUGUUUUAAGAAUAUUUUGUAAACCUGCAGAAGAGAAAAGCUUGUGGUGUUUAAAUUUGGAGUCUGUUACAUUCAGAUGAUGAUCAGUGAAGCACAAAAAGCUUUGACCGCAUGUUUUUCUAAAGCUUCUCCUGCUGCUCACUCCGUUUUUAGGACUUUAUAUUCCGUCCAUGUUUUGGUGUUUGUUGGUGUUCUCACGCUGGGUUUUGUAUCUGAUCAGUUUACUGACCUCUCCUCUCUUUAGUGCCUCACAGGUUUGAUCUGUUUUCAUAUUUCCUUCAUUUCCAUUGAUCACAAAAACAUGUGUGUUUAAAGACUUAAGUUUAGGACAGGAUGACAAGAAGUGGUCUGUGCUUUUAAAAAUAGUUGUUACUCUACAUUUUAUAUCACCCUAAAACACAUUUAUGGAGUUUGUGUUGAAUUUGCACACAGACAGAAAGUCUGACUCAUAUUUUGGACUUCAUGCUGUACUUUAACUUUUACAGCCUGUUUUCAAUAAAAAUAUAAAAUCUAA
Molecule: messenger RNA, 1594 nt
Organism: Thunnus maccoyii (southern bluefin tuna)
Lineage: Eukaryota; Metazoa; Chordata; Actinopteri; Scombriformes; Scombridae
Gene: calua
Product: calumenin a
Exons: 7
Coding region: 109-1053 (314 amino acids)
Cellular component (GO): endoplasmic reticulum
Molecular function (GO): calcium ion binding
Source: RefSeq, a predicted model, not a curated record